Molecule: messenger RNA, 1744 nt
Organism: Phymastichus coffea
Lineage: Eukaryota; Metazoa; Arthropoda; Insecta; Hymenoptera; Eulophidae
Product: E3 ubiquitin-protein ligase SIAH2-like
Exons: 5
Coding region: 192-1019 (275 amino acids)
Biological process (GO): proteasome-mediated ubiquitin-dependent protein catabolic process; multicellular organism development
Cellular component (GO): cytoplasm
Molecular function (GO): ubiquitin conjugating enzyme binding; ubiquitin protein ligase activity
Source: RefSeq, a predicted model, not a curated record
GAAGCGUGCUUACCACUCCAGUUGGUCAGUCGUUAGUGUGAAAUUGUAUUACACAGACGUGAGUUUAUUCCAGUGAACAAAAAAUUUUUUAACGUAUACGCGAAAAGGAUUUAAGAACAAAGAAAUCACUUAUUGAGUGCAAAGCAUUUGUUUGGGCGCACUGAUGGAGUGUAAUAUUAAUUUACAAAAAGAUGGUCACCAUGAAGAUUGUGUUGAAUAGAAAUAGAAACACGAGAACAGUAAUCACCACAGAUUUUGAGCAACGAUUACUUUUUGUGGACAACUAUUCACAACAACGCUCUCGUACAGCUACCAGCUCGGUUUUGAAUGAGAGAAACGAUUCAUUUCAAGAAUGUUUGAGAAGACCAACAAACCGAUUUAUUGCAGAUAGAAAAUGCUUCAGCAGAACGGUUCCAAAGCCAAGGAGGUAUCGGAUGAAGAAACGAUUGAGGCAAGACAUAGCCAUUAUAAGAACAAAGUUUGCCCGGCUAUCAGUGAACGUUUCAACGGAUAAUUCAGAGGAUGAGAGAGUUAAAAAUAAAAUGGAGCCCAGCGCGAUCCAGCUGCGAGAACCAGUUUUACGGUUUUCGAGAAGCUACGAAGAAGCGUCGUCGCCGAGCGUCAGUACCACUCCGUCUAUUUCCAUCAUCAAGAAAGCGGAUCCGUUAAAUGAGUCGUUGAUUCGAAUGUAUAGCUGCAGAAUGUGCCCGAACUUCGCACUACCAGAAGUGCAUGAAUGCUCGUCCGGCCACCUGAUAUGCAACGAGUGUUGGUUGCUGUCAAGUCAUUGCGCCUUGUGCGUUGACAAGAACUCCGACGAGAACACGAGGUGCAGUGAUUCGGGCACCUUCAGACGCAUCUAUGGCUUGGAGAAGAUCGCUUCGUUGUUAUUGUUUCCGUGCCGUUGGCGGGAUCGCGGAUGUUUUGAGUCGUUCGGUCCAAGGGCCUGGCGUGAUCACGUCGACUCGUGUCGGCACACCAAAAUACAGCUGACUUCGCACAUCUCUGCGUCCCAAUAGUGCAACAACGAAUGGUUGGAUUACGUAGACAAUGUAGUUGAGCUUUAGUUUCGGGUAAGGUCUUGGUUGUCUUUUACGUUAUUGUUGUACCUUUCUUUUUUGGUCCGAGCGUACAGGAAAUCGACAGUGAACGAAACUGUUGACCUGCACUUUUAGGAUGCACUCGUUCGGCUUUUUGUCGCGGGUAGACUUUACCUUCCUUCGUAAAACGAAGGUGAAAAACAUUUUAUUCUAUGUCGAUUUUAUGUCACCCUCAAACUGAGAAAAUUUGGUUUUUGGUGCACCCAAAUCAUGUCGGUGAUAUAUAAAUAAGUCACUUGGUUUUUCUUUACGCUUACGGCUACUUUACAUUCUUACUUAGUUUAAUCACAUAUCAAGAAUAGAAUACAAAACUCCACACCUGAUGUCGAUGGCCAGUGUGUACGUUGCUACGAAAUCGAUAAACUUACUACAUCUUCAUUCAAGUUACUGCUCACGAAUCGAUAUCUGGCAUCCAAAUUCAAUCGUAUUUUAUAUUUUUUCUUUUGCAUUACAAGUAGUACAAAAAUUGGUAUGGUCGGGCAGCUGCAUUUUUGCAUGCGUGCUACGUCAUGUCAAUCUUCUACCAAGUAUAAUAAGUAGUGAAAAUCUGUAAUAAUCAGCCGAGCGCAUCUUUAAGCUAAAAACAAUUCUUUUUUUUUGUUACAUUCUUGAAUCAUUAUAAUUAAAAUAAAUAAACAUUUAUA